Asterias rubens (European starfish) is the source of this 1623-nucleotide messenger RNA. RefSeq names its product sodium-dependent phosphate transporter 2-like. Gene Ontology annotation, molecular function: phosphate transmembrane transporter activity. The coding region runs from base 1 to 1623 and encodes 540 amino acids. The record is from RefSeq and is a predicted model, not a curated record. The transcript has 10 exons. Gene Ontology annotation, biological process: phosphate ion transmembrane transport. Gene Ontology annotation, cellular component: membrane. Lineage: Eukaryota; Metazoa; Echinodermata; Asteroidea; Forcipulatida; Asteriidae.
AUGACGGACUUCUCGGCUUAUGACACCACAUAUCUGUGGAUUGUCAUCGUCGCUUUUGUGGUAGCUUUCGUCUUGGCGAUUGGUCUCGGUGCCAACGACUGUGCCAACUCGUUUGGGACUGCCGUGGGAUCCAAGGUGUUCACGAUCUUUCAGGCAUGCUUACUAGCCGCCAUAUUCGAAACGUUGGGUGCGAUACUUCUAGGAUCGCGGGUAUCCGACACCAUACGGAAAGGCUUGUUCGAUCCAUUGAUUUACACUGGUUAUGAACAGGUCCUUAUGAUUGGGAACCUGUGUGCAUUAGUCUCUGCUGCACUAUGGCUUCUUGUUGCUACGGUGGGAAAGAUACCGGUUUCUGCUUCGCAUAGCAUCGUGGGAGCGACGCUAGGUUUCCAUCUUGUCAUCUUUGGGGGCGAGGGGAUCGACUGGGCGGUUGUACUCAAAAUAGUGAUUUCGUGGUUUAUUUCUCCAGUCCUUUCUGGUAUCAUCUCCUGCAUCAUCUUUGGGAUUAUCAAAUACACCUUGCUAGAAACUAAGCAGCAACUGAAAUGGGGUCUGAUCUCCCUGCCCUUCUGGUACUUCAUUAUCAUCUUCAUCAAUUUUUUCGCUGUAUUUUUAGGCUCAGAUCGAGUAAUCAAUGUAGGUAUUUGGCUGGUUCCCGUUAUUGCUGGAGGUGCCGCUAUAUUCGUAGCCAUAGCAGUCUAUCUAUUCCUGGUCCCCUACACUCAAUCAAGGGCUGUUGCUAACCUGAAACUUGAGAAAGUGAAAGAAGCCGAAGAAGCGACUUGUAAAGAGACUAACGUCGAUGCUGCCGUAGAUGGGAGAGAUGGUGCCAAUGGGGUGGAUACUGGCAGCUCCAACCCGGCAUAUGAGCACGAAAGCAUCCCGGUCCCAAACGGCAACAUCAACAACAACAACAACACCGCAGUGGUCUCCAAAGGUCAAGAGGUCGACGAGGUCAAAAUUGAGGUCAAAGACGAAGGGGACUUUUUGGACAGACCAAAGAGAGAACGAAUCGGGAAGGAGUCCGCCAAGUGGCUUGUGGCUAAAGAUUCCGUAGUAGUGACAGUGAUUUGCGGACCGCUUCAGGGACUGUCCGCCUGCUUCGCGGCGUUUACACACGGCGGAAAUGAUGUCAGUAACGCCAUUGGUCCCCUAGUGAGUCUAUACUUAGUGUACAUCCAGGGUGAGAUAUCCAGCGAGGCAUCUACACCCAUCUGGAUCUUACUCUACGGUGGUGCAGGCAUCUCAGCCGGCCUCUUCCUACUAGGACGGAGGGUCAUAGAGACCGUUGGCUCGGACCUCACACCAAUGACGCCCUCAACGGGUCUCGCAAUCAAUAUCGGUGCUGCCAUAACGGUCCUAAUCGCCUCCAACCUCGGCAUCCCAAUCAGCACAACCCACUGCCUGGUCGGCUCCGUCUGCGCAGUAGGCUUCGUACGCUCCAGACAGGCAGUAGACUGGCGCCUCUUCAGCGGCAUCUUCAGUGCUUGGAUCUUCACCGUCCCGAUAACCGUACUCCUCAGUGCUGCACUAAUGGGCCUACUCCAGCACACCAUACCAGGGACGUGCACACUGGUGCCGCUGAACAGGACCGCAGACGUGACGUCAUCGAUGCAGUGGUAA